AUGACCAAAGACUGUGAGGACAAUAAGUUGAGAAAACGAUUUGACAUGGUUGGGGACUACGAUGCCCUUAAUGCAAGUGCUAUUCAUCUUUUCAAUUCUAUGGCAGAUUCCGGCUUCCUUGAUGAAGCAAGAGAGCUCUUCAAGCCACUUGCUGAUCAAGCCACGAUGCCGGAAGUGGCAGUCUUCACCAUGGCCAUUGUGGUCUACGCCUGUGCUGGCAAGACCAUGGAUGCUCUCAAGGUCCACCAGCAUGACAUGAUAGCCACUGGUGUCACCCCUGCCUCCUACACGUACACCGUACUUAUCUCCAGACUUGCACAAGACUUCUCCAAUUUGGAUUUCGUCGGGUAUGCGAAGAAGCAUUUCCUUGAAAUGUUGGAUAGGGGGAUGAAGCCCCGUUCUCAAACUUACACGAAAGUUAUGAAUGCCAUUGCCUACCAAGAGCCGGUGGAGGAGGCCAAGGGGUUCCUUGAACAGAGAAAGGCCAAGGGGUUCAGCACUUACCACAAUGGUUUUCGAUACAAAGAUGGCCACCUCACUGAAGCAAUGCAGGUGAUCCACAUGUGUAUUGAUCUCGUCCACAGCAAUGAGGAUGGAAAUGUGGAUGAGGCCACGGAGUUCUAUAACACCAUUGAACAGAAGGGCAUAGAGCCCAUAGUCCUAAUCCACACCUCUGUUAUUGAAGCCUACCUCAAGUUUUGCAAGACCAAGGGUGCUCUGGAGGCAUUCCUGGCCAUGUUAGCUGCUGGGGUUGCUCCCAACUCCUACACUUACACAGUUUUAAUCGAGGGACUCGCUGCUGACCGCAACUUCUUUGGAGAUGCUAAGAAGUACUUGCUUGAGAUGAUGGACAAGGGGAAGCGGCCCAAUGCAGCUACCUACACUGCGGUGAUAGAGGGUUUUGCAAGGCAGGAAGGCAGGGCAGCUGAGGAUGAAGGCAAAGAGUUUGUGGAGGUGAUGAUGGGUAAGGGGUUUGUGCCUAAUGCAAAGGCAAUGAGGGAGGUUUUAAAGGGGAAACCGACAUCUGUUAUUCGAAGGGUCAUGAAUAUUGUCCAUUCCAAGUUGAAAGGCUGA
Molecule: messenger RNA, 1074 nt
Organism: Rosa rugosa (rugosa rose)
Lineage: Eukaryota; Viridiplantae; Streptophyta; Magnoliopsida; Rosales; Rosaceae
Product: pentatricopeptide repeat-containing protein At5g65560-like
Exons: 2
Coding region: 1-1074 (357 amino acids)
Molecular function (GO): protein binding
Source: RefSeq, a predicted model, not a curated record